Kockovaella imperatae is the source of this 3220-nucleotide messenger RNA. RefSeq lists its product as hypothetical. The transcript has 2 exons. Gene Ontology annotation, cellular component: cytoplasm. The coding region runs from base 77 to 3220 and encodes 1047 amino acids. Gene Ontology annotation, biological process: chromatin remodeling. The record is from RefSeq and is a predicted model, not a curated record. Lineage: Eukaryota; Fungi; Basidiomycota; Tremellomycetes; Tremellales; Cuniculitremaceae.
ACGGAUUUUGACAUUUUGACCAAUCCAGUACUAUGAUGAGACGCUGGACGUUCAGACAAAGGAGGAGGUGACAUCGAUGCUAAACGGGGCUAUGAGUGGACAUGCGUCUGUCAAUCAUGCCAGCUCAUCUCGAACUCCCUUCCAAAUGCUCAAACCGAUCUGCGUCGAGCUCAUGGGAUUGGUCUCCCAACCCGUCACAGCGUUCUCGCCUCAUACUCGACUGGUCAGAAAGCUUUCAGCAGACUUGAAGGGCGUCCCUCUAUCCCUUGGACUCAUCAAUUACGUUGUGUUCCCUAUCACUCAGAUCAUACGCCGCAAUGAUACGCUCCCAGGCAUCUUUCUCGAAGCGGUCUAUGCGCUCCUGGCUCAUGUCGUUGACGUGUGGAAGACCCUACCGGGAGGUAUGGACAAAGUAGCUUGGGAGCAGCUCUGGAGAUUCGUGGCUAGGCCAGUUCGAGGAGAGAAGGGCAAAGGCGUGGCCUCAGACGAGCAAGCAUUAGCUCUUCUGUCUGCUCUUCUAUCACCCACACACAGUCAUCCGACAGCCGCCAUGAGAGACCUUGUGAAAGACGCAAAAAGUCCUCUCAUGCCUACAUUAUUCCAGACUGUGACAAUGCUACUGGACACGCCGACACUGCCUUCAUUUACACUACUCAGGACAGUUUUGAAGACUUAUCUCGGUGGACAAGAGCGUGUUCUCGCCGCCCUGCUUCCUGGUACCGUGAGCUCCGUCGCCAGGGUCAUCUCCGACCUCAAGGGCGAUGUGACAGAACAAGCUUUGGGGCUAGUAGGCGAUGUUGUAUCCAUGACACUAGGCGACGAUUCACUCAAGCGAUUGGGCGUCCUCAAAGCGACGCUUGACGAUUUAUCACAGCUCGACGAAUGGUCUCCUGCACCAAGCAUCUCAUCAACUAACGAUCCGUUCCCUCCGCUCUCCGCCACGUACCUCGAAUUUACUUCUACUCAACUGGCCAAAGCCAUUUUACCGAUGCUGUCGCUAUCAUCCAGUGCGGUAUAUCAAGUCCGACGAGCAGCAGGGACGCUGGCUCUGAAGAUUCUCACCUCAUGUUCCGAAUCCCUACCUCUGCUCGUGCCUCAUUGUUUAACAACGGUAUUACUCCUCUCUCAGGAUGAUCUGAUCCCGAUGGAAACGCCCCUGGGGGAUCACGAGGCUGUCCUCCUGAACAUCUUGACCGACGCCAUUCAAACUUUUCCUCGCUUGGUGCUUUCGCAGCAGGACGACCAAGUGGAACGCUUGGCUAAAGUCGCUACAGCUAUCGCUCAGCUGUCUCCUAAACCGAUAAGUCAUCUCCUUGGGCCCAAUGGGCAUAUUGAACGUUGGAGCGGGGCAUUAUUGCAAUGUUUCGAAUUCGGCCAACCUUGGACCUGGAGAGAUGAGAAUGAGACGGCCAAGCGCUUGACAGAAUCAGCAUGGCAAGGGCCGUCUAUGACUGGAGGGUCCACGAUGCGUCUAAGACAUUUGGAAUCUGGGAAGACGUACCGAGCGAUCAAGACAAUGCUAGGUACGAUGGGUCAUGCCGCGGACGAUGCGGGAUUGCAUACUGUUGAAUUUCUGCUCAAAUAUCGAGGUAGCGUCGCGAGACGGGUCUCAGCCCUUUGGGUGGCGCAGCAAGUUCUCGGGGGCAUCGCAGAAGGCCAGGUCAGCAACGAGGGACGAGUUAGCCGUGCGACGCGAAAGAUGGCACGGGAGAUGGCGAGGACAGUCGGUGACGAGACUGGCAAAAUGAGCGAUGCCGAUGACAUGGAGGAUGUCCCCGAGCCGGAGAAUGACGCACUCGUGCCGGCAGAGCAUACUCGCGGUAUUGGCACUGUGUCCCUACUUUCUCGACCCAUAGCGACUCCCAAAGAGAAUCCUCAGCCGAAUCUUCUCGCCCAGCGGAGUCUUCUUUCAGCACUUUCGGUCUCCUCCCUCGCCCUCAGCUCGCAGCUUCUCGGCAGUCUAUUCCGUCCGCUACUACUUCACGCCCUUUACCACUUACUCGAGCAUCUAGCCUCACCGCAGGCGAUCGUGCAGGAGUCUGCGAACGAUGCGAUUCACCGGGUUGCCAGAAAUACGGACUACCCCAGCGUGCAGGUCAUGAUCCUUGAUAAUAGCGAUUAUGUUAUCCACGCGGUCUCGCAACGACUCACUCAUGCGAGAUUAUCAUCCACCGCUCCCUUGGUCCUGAUUGCCAUGGUUCGUUUGGUCGGUGCCGAAAUCGUCCCCAUGGUCCAUGAUAUUGUUGACGAAAUAUUUGACGCACUGGACGAUUUCCACGGAUACGAGACAUUGACUUCGGGCUUAUUAGCUGUGUUAGUCGCUUUGAUCGAAGUCAUGGCGGAUGAGAAUGAGGCAGAUGGCGUGAGCGAGGCGAGAGCGAAGAAACUCGCAGAGAUGAGAAGAGUGGAGAAGCCGCCGGAUCCACAGAGAGACUUUGAUCGAUUUGAAGAAUGGUUCCAGAUGCGAAAAAGGCUCAUCCAGGAAGAAUUGGACAUAUUGGCGGAGAACGUCGCUGCUGGAUCUCAGACAGAGGCGCAGACGACAGCAGAACCUCAAGCGCCUGAAGAGAUCCCUCCAACUCGCGGACAGGAGGUCUGCGCUCAGAUUGUUGACAAAUCCCUUCAUUUUGUCUCACACCAUUCACCCUUUCUCCGAGCCCGCGUCCUCGCUUUAAUCACCCGCGCUGUGCCUGUCCUGGCGAUGGGUAAUCGAGAGGGCGAUCUCUUACCUCUCAUAGAUCGCUCGUGGACUAUCAUCCUGAAUCGCCUCGAGGAUCUCCCGUACGUGGUCACUGAGGCUGCCCAGCUUGUCGCUGCUUUAUGCCAACACUGCGGCGAUUUCAUGGGUCGUCGAGUUCUGGAUCAAGCGUGGCCAAAGAUGAAGAAGAUUUUGGAGGUUCAGCAAAAGGCUGAUCAUUUCUCUGCAAUGAUCGGGAGCGAGUGGACAGUCUCGUUCCGACUACACAUCGCGAUUCUCAACACCGCCAAAUGGAUUGUGGAAGAGGUCCCUGUCAACGAUUCGCUCUUGUGGGAGAUGAUGGUGCUCUUCCGACCUUUGCUUGAUCGAUGUGCACCCCAAGGGAUCCAAGACAAAGCGAUGGAAGUAUACAAAUGCUUAGGCGAGCGAGAUGGAGAUGCGCUGUGGUGUGUUCUAGCAGGACAAGGGAUGUGGUCAUACCUCGGCAAGACGGAUGCCCCGUCGUUGCUGAACAACAUAUAA